CCGGUGGGCGGGGCUUCGCUGUAGCGGUAGUGGAUUUGAUCCCGUUUGACAGAAUUAUGUUUUAGCUGUUUAUACGUGCGAAUACAGUCCAAGACUGCUCACAGAUCAAACUUAAGCAGUCUCGUUCUGCUUCUUCUUCUGGAGCACUAAAGUCAUGGCAGCAAACAAGAGCAAAACCCAGAGUUCGCUGGUUCUGCAUAAGGUGAUCAUGGUGGGCAGCGGCGGCGUGGGGAAAUCAGCCCUGACGCUGCAGUUCAUGUAUGACGAGUUUGUGGAGGACUACGAACCCACGAAGGCCGACAGUUACCGGAAGAAGGUGGUGCUGGAUGGAGAGGAGGUGCAGAUUGAUAUUUUGGAUACGGCGGGGCAGGAAGACUACGCCGCCAUCAGGGACAACUACUUCCGCAGUGGAGAGGGUUUCCUUCUGGUCUUCUCCAUCACAGAGCCCGAGUCCUUCAGCGCCACGUCAGACUUCAGGGAGCAGAUCCUGAGAGUGAAAGCGGAGGAGGAUAAAAUCCCUCUGUUAUUGGUGGGGAAUAAGUCUGAUUUGGAGGACAGGAGGCAGCUGUCUGCGGACGAGGCCCGGACCAAAGCGGACGAGUGGUCUGUCCAGUAUGUGGAAACAUCAGCCAAAACCAGAGCGAACGUCGAUAAGUUCCGCUCUCGGCCAGCAGAG
Sinocyclocheilus anshuiensis is the source of this 676-nucleotide messenger RNA. Its product is annotated as ras-related protein ralB-A-like. The transcript has 5 exons. The annotation marks the transcript as partial. Lineage: Eukaryota; Metazoa; Chordata; Actinopteri; Cypriniformes; Cyprinidae. Gene Ontology annotation, biological process: signal transduction. Gene Ontology annotation, molecular function: GTP binding; GTPase activity. The record is from RefSeq and is a predicted model, not a curated record. Gene Ontology annotation, cellular component: membrane.